This is a messenger RNA of Tribolium madens (black flour beetle), 1392 nucleotides long. RefSeq names its product tubulin delta chain-like. The record is from RefSeq and is a predicted model, not a curated record. Gene Ontology annotation, molecular function: GTP binding; structural constituent of cytoskeleton. The transcript is spliced from 2 exons. Gene Ontology annotation, cellular component: microtubule; cytoplasm. NCBI's taxonomy places the organism in Eukaryota, Metazoa, Arthropoda, Insecta, Coleoptera, Tenebrionidae. The coding region runs from base 186 to 1367 and encodes 393 amino acids. Gene Ontology annotation, biological process: mitotic cell cycle; microtubule cytoskeleton organization.
UGGUAUUUUAUUGUUAGAAAAGUCAAAAAUUCUGUGUUGUGCUAAAAUUGACUAAAAAGUAGUGUUUUUGGUCGGUUUCCAGGUACUCAUGCUUCAGAUUGACUAAAAAACUGGUUCUUACGAGACUGAUUUUGGAGUUUGCUUCUGAAAGGCAAAAGUACGUAAUUUUGCUUUUAUAUUGCAAUAUGAGCGUCAUUGGAUUAUUUUAUGGCCAAUGCGGCAACCAAAUCUGUGAUUCUUUCUACUCCAACAUUUAUAACGACUUGUCUUUAAAUCCCAAACAUUGUGAUUACUAUAAUGAGAGUUUAAAUAAGUGGUUUAACGUAACUAAAACCAAAAAACUAGUACCAAAAUCUAUACUAAUAGACACUGAAAGUAAAACAAUUCCUCACAAAAAAUCCUGUUAUCAGUUCAAAAAUAUCGUUUCAAAGUCAUGUGGAGGAUCAGCUAAUAAUUGGGCUUUUGGCUAUUUUCAUCAAAGUAAAUUAUUGUUAAACGAUACUCUGGAAUGUGUGCGAAAAGAGUUGGAAAAAAGCGAUUUGUUGAGCAGUUUUCUAAACGUUUUUAGUUCGUCAGGGGGCACAGGUUCUGGCGUUGGAAGUUGCAUAAUUGAACAAUUAAAAAACGAGUUUCCUAAUAAAACAUUUGUCAAUGCUCUAAUCCUCCCAUAUUCCAAUGGAGAGGUCGUAAUCCAAAGUUACAACAGCUUACUCACUCUAUCUAAGAUAUAUUCAAUUAGUGACGCUAUUUUGGUGUUUGAAAAUGAUAGAUUACACUACAAUUGCAUCAAUUCCUUGAAUAUUAAAGACGUCACUUUUGACGAUAUAAAUAACUUGAUUUCGCAUCAAUUACUCUCCGUUUUCCAACCAUUAAACACUCAAACCUCCGAUUUGUUGACAAAAUUGUGCGACAAUUCGCAUAAAUUGUUACAAAUCAGAUCGGCCCCACUUUCAAAACUCGAUUGUGCGUCCAACUGUAAGUCUUUACUGACGUCAAUCUCGCGCCAAUCUCGUUUUGACUUUUUACAAAAAAAACAACAUAAAAGUUUGUCAACGGCUUUGAUAUGCAGAGGAGUUUAUAAUCCGAACGAGAGUGAUCUCAAACCGUUCAAAGACUGUAAUUCCCCCAAAACCUUGCAACUUUACCACCAAAAACGAAAAUUAUUUAAUUUGGAAAAUUGCCUGACUGUCGUUUCAAACACUAAUAAUAUUUGUGGCUCUCUUGAUUCGAUUUUGCAAGACGCGAGGACUCUCUACAAGUUUGGUGCUUAUUUGCAUCAUUAUGAAAAGUUUGGAGUGAGGGAAACGCAUUUUAAGACUGCUUUUGAUACUUGUGAUACGAUUUUGAAUAAUUAUAAAAACUUGUAAUUUGUGAAAUAAAUGUUUUAUUUUG